AUGACCCUUGUGAAUCUCAAGCAGAACCAAUGGGAGUCAUUAACAGAUUUUGUGGCUAGAUUUAAUAUGGAGGCAUUGAGCAUUGAGAAUCUUGAUCCGAGUAUUGCCAUGGUGGCCUUUCAGAAUGCCUUGAGGGUUGGUCCUUUUACCCAAUCACUGGCUAAGAGGCCUCCCCAGACGUUUGCGGAGAUCCUAAGCCGAGCCACCAAGUACAUUAAUGCCAAGGAGGUAAUGCGGGCCAAGAGAAUUGAAUACUCGGAUAAGAAAGAGAAGAAAAGUCAGAAUAUGGAGCAGAAGCCGGAAGAUAAACCAGGUUGUCGGGGGGAAAGGUCAGGCCCCCGAUGGAGUCCAGUCAAGUUCACCCUGCUUAAUACUCCUCAGGUAAAGAUCCUGGCUACAAUUGAGAAUAAGAAUUACUUGAAAAAACCGAGACCUAUGAAGGCCCCGGCUAACAAAAGAAGUAAAGACAAGUAUUGUCGAUUCCAUCGAGAUCAUGGACAUGACACGGAGGAGUGCCAUCAGCUGAAAGAGGAGAUUCAGGAGCUCAUCAAUCGAGGUUUCCUAAGGAGAUUCGUGGCUAAGGAUACUGAGUCACAAAGGGAUGAACGUCGGAGAUCAAUGAGCCCUCCCCGUAGACAUGGUAGAUCCCAGGAAAGGCGCAGGACUAGAACUCCGCCUAGGAGAGAGAGUCGCCAGAAGGAGCGAAAUCUUCCACAACAUUUAAUUUUUCACACUUUAGCAGCUGGGAUGGUGCCAGGCAAGGAGUCGGGAGAAAGUUCUGAUCUGCAUCGACACAUUGGAGUCAAGAGGGCUCGGCCAGGGGACGUUAUCUCUUUUACAGAUAACGACUUGCCCGGGUAUCCGAUUUCUAAUGAUCUGCUGGUCAUCACAGCGAAGUUAGGAAAAUGGGAGCUUCGACGGAUCCUCGUGGACCCGGGGAGCUCCUCCGAGGUUUUAUAUCGACAGGCCUUCUUGGGCAUGGGAUACCAGAUGGAAUAG
Molecule: messenger RNA, 999 nt
Organism: Diospyros lotus (date-plum)
Lineage: Eukaryota; Viridiplantae; Streptophyta; Magnoliopsida; Ericales; Ebenaceae
Exons: 1
Coding region: 1-999 (332 amino acids)
Source: RefSeq, a predicted model, not a curated record